Molecule: messenger RNA, 1842 nt
Organism: Momordica charantia (bitter melon)
Lineage: Eukaryota; Viridiplantae; Streptophyta; Magnoliopsida; Cucurbitales; Cucurbitaceae
Product: arginine biosynthesis protein ArgJ family
Biological process (GO): L-ornithine biosynthetic process; L-arginine biosynthetic process
Molecular function (GO): L-glutamate N-acetyltransferase activity, acting on acetyl-CoA as donor; L-glutamate N-acetyltransferase activity, acting on acetyl-L-ornithine as donor
Source: RefSeq, a predicted model, not a curated record
GAUUUGAAGUUCCAUUGAUUCACAGAGGAACCCCACGCCCAUCUCACGUGCUUCAACAGGCGCCCCUUGGCCGCCGCAAUGGCUGCUGCUGCUGGCCAAUUUGAGAGAGACCCACCAAAAGAAAACCAAAACCCAUUUCCAGAAUUCCCAUUUCCUUCAUAAAAUCAAAAUCUAACGCUCUGUGUUUCAGUUUUCAGUUUUCAGUUUCAAAACCCACCAUGUAUCUCUCUCUUCCUCACUACGCCUCCCUCAAAUUCCCCGCCCUUCAUUCCCCCAAGAGGAAUUUUCGGGUGUUUGCUGUCGCUACCAGUGACGCCGCCACUUAUCUGCCCGAAGCUCCGAUCCUGAUUCCUGAUGGACCAUGGAAGCAGAUUGAUGGAGGAGUUAGUGCUGCAAAAGGAUUCAAAGCUGCAGGGCUUUAUGGUGGGUUACGCGCAAAGGGGGAGAAACCUGAUCUUGCACUUGUUACUUGUGAUGUUGAUGCCAUUUCUGCAGGAGCAUUUACAAGGAAUGUAGUUGCUGCUGCACCAGUGUUAUACUGUAAAAAAGCUUUGAAUGUUUCAGAAACGGCACGUGCGGUGUUAAUAAAUGCUGGUCAAGCCAAUGCUGCAACGGGGGAUGCCGGUUAUAAAGAUGUGGUAGAAUGUGUCAACAAUCUUGCUGAGAUUCUUCAAAUAAGGCCAGAGGAAGUCCUAGUUGAAUCCACUGGGGUCAUUGGUCAUAGAAUAAAAAAGGAAGCACUGUUGAAUUCUCUUCCAAAACUAGUCAGUUCCCUUUCACCUUCAAUUGAAGGUGCAGCUUCUGCAGCAGUGGCAAUAACAACGACCGACCUUGUCAGUAAAAGCGUGGCAAUCGAGUCCCGAGUUGGGGACUCGAUCAUAAGAAUUGGAGGAAUGGCAAAAGGCUCGGGAAUGAUUCACCCAAAUAUGGCUACUAUGCUCGGCGUUAUAACAACGGAUGCAGUGGUUGGUAGUGAUGUUUGGAGAAAGAUGGUGCAGAUUUCUGUGGACCGAAGCUUCAAUCAGAUUACUGUGGACGGGGAUACGAGUACGAACGACACGGUGAUUGCUUUGUCAAGCGGGUUGUCAUCUUCUAAUCCAAUUUUGUCGUUGAACACUCGUGAAGCUGGCCAGCUUCAACAAUGUCUUGAUGUGGUGAUGCAAGGCCUUGCCAAGUCAAUAGCUUGGGAUGGAGAAGGAGCAACCUGUCUUAUUGAGGUCACGGUGAGUGGCACGAGUUCAGAAGCUGAAGCAGCGAAAAUUGCUCGUUCGGUUGCAGGAUCGUCGCUUGUAAAGUCAGCUAUAUAUGGCCGUGAUCCAAACUGGGGACGUAUUGCAGCGGCUGCUGGCUACGCAGGGGUACUGUUCGAGCAGAAGAAACUCAAAGUGUCACUGGGAAACAUUCUCCUCAUGGAUGGUGGAGAACCUCAAUCUUUUGACAGGGCUGCGGCUAGUAACUAUCUCAGAAGAGCUGGAGAAACCCAUGGUACUGUCAGAAUUUACAUCUCCAUAGGCGAUGGAUCCGGAGAAGGGCGGGCAUGGGGCUGUGACUUGAGCUACGACUACGUCAAAAUAAAUGCAGAGUACACUACAUAGACUGCUUACACAGGAAUACGUUACUCAGUACUCAGAAAAUCCUUGUUAACCAAAGUAUCAAUUGAAAUCAUUCAGCUGAAUUCAAUUGAUUAUUUAUAAACUUCUCUUGUUUUGGGACAAGUUAGGGAUUUACAAUUUCAAGAUUUGAUUAAAUGGGUGUUUUGUACUCUCAAUAUGCACAAUAAGAUCAAGUUAGGGAUUUACAAUUUCAAGAUUUGAAUAAAAGCCAAAAACUAGCUUUAGAACA